This is a messenger RNA of Paralichthys olivaceus (Japanese flounder), 1507 nucleotides long. RefSeq names its product GrpE-like 1, mitochondrial (gene grpel1). NCBI's taxonomy places the organism in Eukaryota, Metazoa, Chordata, Actinopteri, Pleuronectiformes, Paralichthyidae. Gene Ontology annotation, biological process: protein import into mitochondrial matrix; protein folding. Gene Ontology annotation, cellular component: PAM complex, Tim23 associated import motor. The record is from RefSeq and is a predicted model, not a curated record. Gene Ontology annotation, molecular function: protein homodimerization activity; protein-folding chaperone binding; adenyl-nucleotide exchange factor activity.
AUCUCAUUGGUCGGCUGUGAGAGUGGUCGUCCGUACUGACUUCCUAUUGGCUCAAACCGCACGCUCGCUGCCAGCGGGGUUGUGUGUCGCAUCAACGUGUGUCAGAAGGAGUCUUACCUGCUGUCGGGGAAAUGGCGAGCUGGUGUGUCCGAGCGGUGAGACAGGGCUACUCUCUGGUAGCCUCGCCCGCGUUGAUACGAGGGUCUCCAAGAUAUUUAUGUGCGGCCACUCAGCAGAGGAGUGGCCCCGGGUCUGAGGAGGAGGCUGAGAAGCCGGAGCAGGGUGCAGCAGAGAAAGCCCUGACGGAGGAGAAGUCCCUGCUGGAGGAGCAGCUCAAGGAAAUGACAGAUAAGUACAAGCGGGCCUUAGCUGACACAGAGAACCUCAGGACACGGAGUCAGAAGAUGAUAGAGGAUGCUAAAUUAUACGGGAUCCAGGGCUUCUGCAAGGACCUGCUGGAAGUGGCCGACAUCUUGGAGAAGGCCACGGAGAGCGUGCCCAAGGAGGAGGUGACGAGCAACAACCCUCACCUGAAGAACCUGUACGACGGCCUGGUGAUGACUGAGGUCCAGAUCCAGAAAGUGUUCACCAAGCACGGCCUGGUCAAGCUCAACCCCGAGGGCCAGAAGUUCGACCCCUACGAGCACGAGGCCCUCUUCCACGCCCCUGUCGAGGGCAAGGAGCCGGGCACUGUCGCCUUAGUGACCAAAGUGGGCUAUAAGAUUCACGGACGCACCCUCAGGCCAGCGUUGGUGGGUGUGGCCAAAGCCCCCUAGAAAUGCUUGGGGAACUGUGACAAAGUGGGAUAUGUUUUGUUGCCUGGGUGACGGAUGACCUCAGGUACAGUCGACUGGCGAAGGCACACCACCACCCUUUUCCCUGUCCUCACUACCCCUCCACCCUAAGGUGCCUCGGAGAGAUGGGAAUCCAGCUGAAACGAACCUUGUAUCGGGACAAAAACCAUGUUGUUAACACUUUGUCAAGCACGGGACAGUUUUUACUGUAAAAUGUCAGUUAGUCAUCAGUCAUGUGUCAUUUCAGGCAGUUUCCGUCAGAUCAUUAAAGUAAUGUACCCGAUCGUGAACCCCUUAAAAUUGAAGAUUUUUUGGGGGGGUGACAUAUGGUGCAAAAUACAUCCACAAAUUGAGUCUGAACUGCUGGUAUCAUUCCAGACUUUUGUUUCUGAGUUGAUUGUGUGAAUAAAAUGAGAAACAGUACUUAAGUAUAUGAAGAAAGGUGGAAGUUUUACUGUGUACUGAGGUAGGCCUUCAUCAGCAUUUACAUGGAAGACAUCUCUGGUUCAUUUGGAUGUGAUCAGGCUCCCGUAAGCCAGCCUCAGUUACAGUAAUGCCCCUGUGUCUCGUUUGGCAGGAAUGAAACAGUCACAUAUCUAUAAACCAAUAGAAUAAAGAAGUGUUUUGACCAGUUUGUCCAGACUGUCACAGUAUCACAAUAAUCUGAAAGACUUGUUCCUUUUACACAUUUUAUCUUCAAAUAAAUGAAACAU